AUGUCCGCCCACGGUCCAGCAUCCUUCCGUGCCCUCCUGCCCACCUUCCAGAUCUACUCGGCAAACACUGGCGUAGGGAAGACCCUCCUCUCUGCUGCAAUAUGUCGUGCUGCUGUGAAGGCUCCUAGAGCGGACUUUGAGGCAACGUUGUGUGGAAACCGCAAACGCGAGGUGUUCUAUAUCAAACCCGUGCAGACGGGAUACCCGGAGGAUUCGGAUGCCAGACAUGUAAAGCAGUUCUGCCCUGAUGUGCAUGCGACCACUCUGUUCACGUACAGGGAGCCGGCGGGGCCGCAUCUCUGCGCCGAACGUGAAAACCGCCCAAUUUCAGACCUGCAACUCCUGGACGCGACAACCGCCGCCCUCAACACCGCCUACACCCACGCACACACCCUCCGCUCCCCCUCCCUCGCCCUCCUCGAAACCGCCGGCGGCGUUACAUCCCCCGUCAUGUCCGGCACCCCCCAAGCCAGCGCCUUCCGCCCCCUCCGCCUCCCCUCCCUCCUCAUCGGCGACGCCCAGCUCGGCGGCAUCUCAACCACCCUCUCCUCCUACGAGUCCCUCCUCCUCCGCGGUUACGACAUCGCCGCCGUGCUCCUCUUCGAUAACCCCAGAUAUAACAACCACCUCGCCAUCCAACGCCAGAUCGAUGCCGGCGUUCCCUUGCAUGUCUUCCCGCCCCCGCCGCCGAUGCCCGUGCCGAAGGACGGCAAGGCGCUCUCGAACGAGGAACGGUUGCGGGACUUUACGGAUCUGAUGGUGUGGUAUGAAGGACUUGGCGUGGCGGAUGAGGUUGUCCGUGGGUUACUGGCGCACCAUUCGCAGAGGUUGGACCGGUUGGAGCAUUUGGCGAAACGAGGGGAGGAAAAGGUGUGGUGGCCGUUUACGCAGCAUAGGAUGGUUAAGGAGACGACGGUGAUCGAUUCGGCGUAUGGGGAUAGUUUUGCGUUGUACAACCCGUUGAAGACGCUUUCCGACAACGAUGGGGUUGCUACACCCUCACCCGACGCCCCACCUCCCAACACUCCUCAAAGCGGCGCGCUCGAAACACCCUCCCAAGCCCCCACCGCCGGCUCAAUCACACCCGCCUACGACGCCUGCGCCUCUUGGUGGACCCAAUCCCUCGGCCACGCCCCGCACAGCCUAACCCUCACCGCGGCACACACAUCCGCCCGCUACGGCCACGUCAUCUUCCCCGAAUGCAUCCACGAGCCCGCCUACGCCCUCGCGUCCACCCUCCUCCGCACGGUCGGGAAGGGGUGGGGCGAGAGGGUGUUCUAUACGGAUAAUGGGUCCACGGGCGUGGAGGUGGCAUUGAAGGCCGCGCAGAAGGUUGUUGAGAAGCGGUUAGAGAAGGUCGGGAAGGGAGACGUGGGUAGGGAGGCAGGACGGAGGAGGGAGAUGAAGGUGGUGGGUAUGGAGGGCGGGUAUCACGGCGACACGAUUGGGGCUAUGGAUGCGGCGAAUCCGAAUACAUAUAAUGAGGAGAUCAACUGGUACAAACCCCGCGGCCUCUGGUUCACCCCCCCAACCAUCACCCUCAAAAACGGGCGCUACACCAUCCGUCUCCCGCCCUCCCUCUCGGGCACCUCCAACACCUCCGAAACCUUCCCAACCCUCACCUCCCUCUUCGCCCCCACCCGCUCCCCCGCCCUCGCCACCCUCUACGAACACCACAUAACCGCCGCUCUCACCCCCUAUCUCUCAGCCGGUAACAUCAUCGGCUCCGUCCUCCUCGAGCCCCUCCUCCUUGGCGCGGGGGGCAUGCAGUUCAUCGACCCCCUCUUCCAACGCACCCUGCUCUCUACGGUCUCAGCCCUCACGCUCAAACACUACGGCAUCCCCACCCCAACCAUCUUUGACGAGGUCUUUGUCGGGUUCCACCGGCUCGGUCUCGGCAUCGCGUCCCCCGGGGCCCAACUCCUCGGCCAGGUGCCCGAUAUCGCGGUGUACGCCAAGAAUAUGAGUGGGGGGAUCGUCCCUGUUUCCGCGACGGUUGUGACGGGGGAGGUUUAUGAGAGUUUUUUGGGGGAGAGUAAGAAGGAGGCGAUGUUGCAUGGGCAUAGUUAUACGGCGGCGGCGGUGGGGUGCGCGGUUGCGGAGAAGGCUUUGGGGGAGUAUGAGGGGUUCAUAGAAGGGGUGGUGAAGGGCGACGGUGGGGAGUAUGGACAGGGCGAGGAGGGGAGACAUGUGUUGCCCGAGACGGUGGGGGGUGGUGUGUGGGAUGAGGAGUUCAUAACAACCCUCUCCCACCAUCCGCGCCUCGACGGCGUCCUCUCCCUCGGCUCCGUCCUCAUCCUCGAGCUCUCGACCGCCCAAAAAGGUUACAAUUCCACCACCUCGUCCACCUUCAUCUCCGCAUUGCGGUCCAAGGGCGUGUUUGCGCGGCCGUUGGGGAAUGUGGUGUAUAUCAUGGCGCCGCAUGUUGCUGUUGUUGAUGCGAGUGUGAGGAGGGGGGUUAGGAGGGUUGAGGCGGUUUUGAGGGAGGUGUUGGGGGUGUAGAGGUGGAUGAAGAUCGUGAUUGGUUGAUGAUUCUUGUCUCUAUAUGGACGCACAGGAAGCACAGGAAGCACAGGAGGCAGGUGUUUGUUUCGCGGCGUAAUGCAAGUUCGUUUCAGAAGUGCGAUUCGCGUUGGCUUGUUCCCACCGCAUGGAGAGAUUGUGUGCGAUGAUGCGAGUUCGAAGACGGGAUUCCAAAAAAGAAAAAGCGAGAUGCCAAAACACAUUGCCGAACGAUGAGUUCCCCAAAAGGUGAACAUUGUGUGAAAUGGUGUGCCAAAAAAACGUGCAUCGGGUCGAGACCGCCAUGGAACCGCAUCCAGGGGGUUCUUGGCAUCUGACUUCCAAAGAAGGGGCCCCAACGCAUCUGCAAACUGAGGGGCUUCGUUCCCGUUUCAUUCUGGCGUCGCCCAUGCGAUC
Molecule: messenger RNA, 2919 nt
Organism: Fimicolochytrium jonesii
Lineage: Eukaryota; Fungi; Chytridiomycota; Chytridiomycetes; Spizellomycetales; Powellomycetaceae
Product: pyridoxal phosphate-dependent transferase
Exons: 6
Coding region: 1-2502 (833 amino acids)
Biological process (GO): biotin biosynthetic process
Cellular component (GO): mitochondrion
Molecular function (GO): dethiobiotin synthase activity; S-adenosyl-L-methionine:8-amino-7-oxononanoate transaminase activity; pyridoxal phosphate binding
Source: RefSeq, a predicted model, not a curated record